Toxotes jaculatrix (banded archerfish) is the source of this 1180-nucleotide messenger RNA. RefSeq names its product bradykinin receptor B1 (gene bdkrb1). Gene Ontology annotation, molecular function: bradykinin receptor activity. The transcript is spliced from 2 exons. NCBI's taxonomy places the organism in Eukaryota, Metazoa, Chordata, Actinopteri, Toxotidae. The record is from RefSeq and is a predicted model, not a curated record. Gene Ontology annotation, cellular component: membrane. The coding region runs from base 56 to 1180 and encodes 374 amino acids. Gene Ontology annotation, biological process: neutrophil chemotaxis; inflammatory response; G protein-coupled receptor signaling pathway.
CCGUUCCAGACGAGCUUUUUAUCUUUGGUAUUUUGACUGCAGAAGGAAAAUUUUCAUGAAGCCUACGCCCAUGGAGCCGAUGCAGCUUGUUUCUGUGGCAACAGUGUGGUCUGAAAACAGCACUACAUCCGUGGUAGUGGACCCUUCACAGUCUCCAGGCUCUGCAGAAUGGGACAUCAUCUACAUGAUCAUUCCCCCAUACAUCUUCAUCUUAUGUUUCUUAGGCCUUCUCUUUAAUAGUUUUGUUCUAGGGGUGUUCAUAGUCCACAAGGACGAGCUGACUGUAGCAGAGAUUUACCUGAGCAACCUGGCACUGGCUGACUUCAUACUCCUGUGUGGCCUCCCUUUCUGGGCAAUGAACAUCCUCAACAACUUUAACUGGCCAUACGGAGACGCCUUAUGCAAACUGGUCAACUCCAUCAUCAUCAUCAAUUUCUACACCAGCAUCUACACCCUGGUCAUGAUUAGCAUUGACCGCUACCUAGCACUUGUGAAGACCAUGAAGGCCAGGUGGUUGAGACGGACACUUUAUGCCAAGGUGAUCUGCUUCGUCCUGUGGAUAUUAGGGCUUCUACUGUGCACGCCAACUAUGGUUCACAGAAAGGUGAAGUUCAUCGAGGAGUACAAGACAAUGUCCUGUGUACUGGAUUACUCUCAUGAUAGUUCUUGGAAGUUAGCCAAUCAGAUUCUGAUGAACGUGGUGGGCUUUGUACUCCCUGUUCUGGUCAUUGUUUUCAGCAGUGGGAACAUAAUCAAGGCUUUAGCUCAGAGGAGGGAGAGUGUAGGUUUUCGUGACACUAAUGACAGAAAAGCCACAACACUGGUGUAUGCAGUCACACUACUAUUCUUACUGUGUUGGGGUCCCUUCCAGGUAUUCACCUUCCUCAGCAUACUCUGUGAUGUCCAAGCAUUGGAUGAGACACUGUGGUUUCACACUCUCGAUAUAGGAGAUCAAGUUUCAGUGUAUCUGGCUUUUCUCAACAGUGCCCUUAACCCUCUGCUGUAUGUCUUCUCAGGGCAGUACUUUAGGAGGAAGGUUAGUGCCAUCUACAGGAGUACUAGACAUCAUCGCAGAGGAUCAGAUAUGUCCACAUAUCAACGCUCUGUUGUGUCCACUUACAUCAACAGAACAGAGCAGAUUAAGACUAUGGUCAUUUUUAAUGCAAGUGGCCAAAUUUGA